AAGGCCUCGUCCUGUUCACGUCCUUGAGCUUUGUCUGCUGUUGGUGUUGAGCUUCAUCUGCUAAGAAAAUGGUUUCUUACUGGAGACAAGCCGGGCUUAGUUAUAUCAGGUACUCAGCCGUCUGUGCCAGGGUGGUGCGAGCAGCACUGAAGCCCCAGGUGAAAGCAGAGGCCAUGAGAAACGCAGAGGCUAAUGUGAAAAUUACGAAAGUGAAGACGGCAUGAUGGUUGUCAUCUUAACCUGUGGGAACAGUGUGGCCUCAGCCAAAAUGAAGAUGAUAAAAAAUAUGUUAAUGUUGAACACAUGAUUAAUGACCAUAGAAAUCUAUUCUUUUGAUAAUAAAUUCAAAGAAACUCCAAGUUAAA
Messenger RNA from Chanos chanos (milkfish), 365 nucleotides. It is a transcript of the gene atp5f1e, whose product is annotated as ATP synthase F1 subunit epsilon. Gene Ontology annotation, biological process: proton motive force-driven mitochondrial ATP synthesis. Bases 69 to 224 code for a protein of 51 amino acids. Gene Ontology annotation, cellular component: mitochondrial inner membrane. NCBI's taxonomy places the organism in Eukaryota, Metazoa, Chordata, Actinopteri, Gonorynchiformes, Chanidae. The record is from RefSeq and is a predicted model, not a curated record. Gene Ontology annotation, molecular function: proton-transporting ATP synthase activity, rotational mechanism. The transcript is spliced from 3 exons.